AAUACGAACUUUAAUGAUGGAGUGAUGGAAAUGUAGAGAAAACUAAAAAACGUUUCCCAGUUUAUUUAUUUGUAUCUAUGUGUAUUUGUUAUUUACAUUUGGAGAUACGAUACAACACUGUGCAUCUCUCUCCAGGUGCUGGUUUUAUUAAUGUUUAAGGACACAGUCUAGUCCCCUUGUCCGUGCAGCUGAAGCCUCCUCUCCGUGCACAAUGCGCGUGUGUGGCUGCAGCGCUCCGAACCUGCGGAGGUUUCUGCUGAGGGCUCUGUUGUUCUUGGCUGCUGUGCUGCCGACGAGCGGUGACUGCCCCAAAUCAUGCGCAUGCAACGUUCCCACUGAAGUGCACUGCACCUUCAGAUACCUGACCGCAAUACCUGACCACAUCCAGCCAGCUGUGGAAAGAAUUAACCUCGGGUACAACAGUAUAACUGUCUUAAGGGAAAAUGAUCUUUCAGGACUUGGAAACUUAGAAUUGUUGAUGCUGCAUAGCAACACUAUCCACAGUAUUGAUGACAGAGCCUUCCAAGACCUCAAGUCUUUACAGGUCCUGAAGGUGUCCUUUAAUAAAGUAAAGGAGAUCAGGAAAGAGACGUUCAAAGGUCUAGACAGUUUGCUGAGACUCCACAUUGACCACAACAACAUUGAAUUCAUCAGCCCAGAAGCCUUCUACGGCCUAACCAGACUACAGUUGGUCCAUCUGGAGGGUAACCACCUCCAGCAGCUCCACCCAGACACAUUCAUCACACUGAGACACAGCCAGGUGUUCAAGAUAUCCUCCAUGAGAAACAUCCACCUGUCAGAUAACCUCCUCACAACUCUGCCUGAGGGUAUCUUCUCAGGCUGCAGCCAGUUAGAGAACCUCUUCCUUCAUGGCAACCCAUGGACAUGUGAUUGCCGUAUGAAGUGGUUCUCAGUCUGGGUACAAAGGAACACAGGUGUGCUGAAAUGCAAGCGAGACAGGAGAUAUCCCAGAGGCCAGCUGUGUCCUGUUUGUGAAAGUCCUGCCCCUUACCACAACAGGCCUCUAUCUCUUCUCCCUGGUGAUGCCUUCACUUGUACCAAACCAUGGAUCCAACCCCAUCUAAAGAAGAAAAACAUCAGCUUGGAUGAAGGAGACUAUACUCCAGUUUCCCCCAAGGAUUUCAUUGCCCCAUUAGGCUCCAUACAACUGAAGCUGACUGACCAGUUACACAGUGAUGCCAGUUUGUCCUGCACUGUCCAGAGGCCCUCUGCUUUGGAGAACCUGACACAAACCUUAGAGGAGGGGGAGGGGAACAAUGCCACCAUGCUUACUGCGAGCAUAAGUACAUAUUUGGUGUGUAACAUUGACCAUGAACACAUACAGCAGCUGUGGCAGAUGCUGGCCACCUACAGUGACUCUGCCCUAAGACUGGAGAGAGGCUUAAUGCUGACGAGAAGCCCAGAAAUGGUGUACAGGUAUAGUCAGAUGAAGAAAACAAAUGAGGGAGAGGAAGGAAUUUAUACAAACAUUGAGGCUGAGAUUAAAGCCUCACCUGCAUGGUUGAUGCAGGGAGAGGUGAGCUUCCAGCUGGACCGCACUACUACCACCUUCUCUACUCUGCACAUUAAGUACGAGUCUGUGGUCAACCUACGUGUGGAAAACACAUCACCUAAGAAGGACCGAUAUUCCUGGACCAUGAUCAAGCGAGACAAUAAAACACAGACUGAAUACACUGUACUUACAGGUGGUGUGGUGCAAUUGAGCUGUCAAAUCCAGGGUGAGCCAAAGCCUUUGUUGGAGUGGAUUUUACCAGAUAGAAGUAAGGUCAGAGCUCCUUUCUCCAGUGAUGACAGGAGGAUCAUAAUCACUGCUGAGGGGAAGCUCACUCUACGGGGUGCAGAUGCUUCAGACACUGGCCUCUACCGGUGCAUCACCACAAACUACCUGGAUGCAGAUGUCCUUGUUUUUCGAGUGGCAGUUCUGUCCCCCGAUGUGGAAGAAUCUGAUGUUAACGGUGUCCAACUCUCACAGCCACUUGGUGAAAAUCUGUUUUUUGACUGUAGCUCCUCAGGAAGUCCUGAGGCGUCGGUCCAAUGGAUACUCCCUGACCACUCAGUAGUGGGCAGUUCUCAUGGGAACAGAAAAGUGUAUGAUAAUGGAACCUUGCUAGUUAAUGGUCUCACAGCAAGGGACAGUGGAUUUUACAGAUGUUUAGUUUCGAAUCACCUCGGAUUUGAUCUGCUCGUGUCUCAGGUGACAGUGACUGGAGAAACAUCUGAAAGGGUGACAGUUUUGGACAGUGAAGGAUCCGGGCUGGAAAUGGAGGACAAGGUGUACCUUAGCCUAACUGAAAACACAGACACUCUCAAUGAGAUCCCCUCCUCCCGUCCCUCGGACGGAACAAGUCAGGAAUCCAGGACCAUUACCUCAGAUCGGCCUUACCCCAGACUCAGGUCACAGGUUAGGGUAGGUGCUGGAGGUAGACUCGGAAAGAAAAGGAAGGGCCCAGUCAGCAACAGACGCAUCUGGAGUAAUAGGGUGUUUGAUAAAUCUUCCAGGAAAGUGGAUCCGCAGAAAUUUGCUGAAUUUAUGAAAAAGGCUCAAGAUGGUUUGCGAAUAAAGGCUGGCGCAGAGGAAGAGGGGAUUCAAUAUGAUCACUUGAAUACCAUCCUAUCUGGUGAUGGUGAAAUUGGCUCUGGUGAGGGUCAUAGUGAAAAUCAUCUGCCAAGAAUAGUCAAAGCAGCCACAGAAAAUCCACAAAAGGGUAUGAUGAUUGGACAAGAGAACAGGCUUCCUGAAACUAUAACAACUACUCAUGCAGGUCAGGAUAGUAAUGAAGCAACAAUGGAGGCACAUCAAACAUUUGGCACGGAAACCACAGUCAACAAUCCUAUCGAUUCAAGUCACGUGACAGAAAACACAAACACACUUACAACAGAGUCCUAUAUGCAGUCAGAUUCGACACCAAUCAAGUCUACAUUUACACACAAUCCAUCAGAAAAGAGGGACACACAGAGUGACGCAGCAACACCACAUAGCACAAUUUUACUCAACACAGGGCUUUCAAGUGUUGAUGACACCACAGAUUUGUAUGCUAAGGAAAGUACUUCAAAGCCAGGCUCAAACAGGCACCCUGUCACACUCCAACUUACUGUGACUGACACGUCACAAGAAACACAGCUCCAGUUCUCAGGAGGACAACCUGCAGAGUCAGAGACGUCAACUGGGACGUCCCUUUCAUUUACCACGGACCCUCAUGUUACUCCCAUGAUGGAUGGUCCAGGACCAUUGGAGCUCAUUGUUCACACAUCUACAGACCCAGAAAGCCAGACAACAUUCACAGCUGUCAGCACCACAGAGAGACAUCAAGAUGAGAUAACCUUCCACACUACCCAAACCAUCAAAUCCCCCAACCUACCGCCCGGAUCAACCAUCAUCUCCCGUCAGCAAAUUCAAAUCAUCCCAAACAAGAACAGCAGAGGUGGGGGGCGCAGGAGAAUCUUUAAUGGCCGCCGGAGGGUCAUUAAACCCAAUAGGAUCACUGACAUACAGUCCUUCAUCAAUAAAGUGAAACAACCCUCAGUAAAGAAGGAAGGGAAUUCCACAGUGCCAUAUAGAAUUGAACUGACCGCAGCGUGUGACUGGGAUGAAGACAAAAAGAAGACCGAAACCACUGAUUUGCAGAUGGUUACACCAAAAGCUCCAUCUGAUUCAUCUUUACACAUGACAGAGAGACCUUCCUCUGCAGCUUCUACCACAAACUAUUACAUUACUUCAAAUUCUCCAUUCACCCACACUGAGUCUAAGUCAGAAGUUUCUAGUGGUUACAUAACCUCUGCUGAUGAAGAGUCAAUCUCCAGCACAACCACUACUACAAUCGCCUCAAAUGUUAUCCGUGGAAGAAUUCCAUGGAACAGGCUGUUUGGAGGCAGAGAGAGGGAAAAUAUACAUAGCAGGCUUAAGAAGCCACUUAACACCAAAAAAAACAUAACUACAGUUGACACUACAACAGUGACGCCAACCACGACCCCUGCUGCUCUGCCGACCACUACUGCAAACUUCCUAUCAGACCCUGAGACUGAGUCCCCAUCCAGACACACAGAAGGCAAAAAGGGCUCAUUAGAUGAUGACUAUGGAGAUGUAACCUCUGCAGUCUUUGAAUUAACAACACUGCAACCUAGCUUUCACCAUCUAACCACUCCCAGCACACACUAUACCUCCAAGUCUGUCACCACUGCUGAAACACCACCUAAAUCACAGACUCUACCUUCCCCACCUCCUGUCAAACUACCUUUAAUUGAAAAUACUGAUGAAGACUUAUCAUCUGGGUCUGGGGGACUUCCUGAUAAUUUGGUUGUAUUCAGACAGACGCCUGGUGGGACAAGAAGACAAAAAGGUCGUAGAAGGAGGCCCUUCAGGGGCAGGAGGCCCUUCAAGAAACCUGCAAUCACUACAUUAAACCCUACUAGCACAACUACAAUGGAGACAACCACACUGCCACAACAUACUUUUUCACCUUACAACCCCCUUUAUACACCAUCUAGGAAAGAGGACAGAACUCCAGUAGUUAUUUCUGCUUACCAAACAUCAAAGGAGGAGACUGACUUAUAUGAGGAAUUUGAUUGGAGCACAUCUAGCAGUUUACCUGCCUUUACUACAACCAAGACACCCUUGAUCCUUUCAACUGCAUUAACCCCUACCACCUCAUUCAUGCCAAUUACCACAAAAAAAUGGCCCUACACAACCGCUCGGACUGAAGUGCAGAAAACACCAAUACAGAGUAACACUGGUCACGCCACUCUUAGACCACCAGUGAGGAAAAUAAGACCAACUGUGCUGAGUAGUGGUGCCAGUGACAUUGCCGAUAAAGAACUUGACGCAAUGACAGAUGAACAGGGACCAUACAACAACAAAGGCCCACACUAUGACAAUCUCGAUCGUGCCACUGGCAAUGAAGCUACACGUGCCAAUACUGCUGGCUUUGAACCCACUACAAAUAUUAUGACCAACAAACCUAAGAUAGUUGGGGGCAAUGCAGCUAGCUUCACCGUGUUAUCCAACUCUGAUGCUUUCCUGCCAUGUGAGGCGGUUGGAAAUCCUGAGCCAGCUAUAACUUGGAAACGCUUCUCCUCAACCACAGGAAACAUCGUUACUGUUAAGGGGAAGAUGGGCAAGUUUGAGGUAUUGAGCAAUGGUACGCUGUUUAUCCAGAAUGCCAACAUUAAGGAUCGUGGCCAGUACAUCUGUUUAGCAGAGAAUGAUUAUGGAUCAGAUAAACUGUUUGUUACCCUGUCUGUGGUGGCCUACCCCUCACGCAUCCUGGAGCCAAAAAUACGUGAGAUAAAGUCUCAUGCAGGAAACACUGUUGAAAUGAAAUGUAGAGCAGAGGGUCGCCCCCUACCCAUGUUGUCCUGGAUCUUGGCCAACCGAACCCAGGUCAAAGGUCAAAACACAGAGAAGGGAAGGGUAUCAGUGUCUGCUGACGGGACUCUGGUCAUUGAGGAGGUGUCUGUUUAUGACAGAGGUAAUUAUAAAUGUAUUGCCAGUAACCCAGCUGGGGCUGAUACUGCUACAGUCCGUCUGCAGGUGGUGGCAUCACCCCCAGGUAUUGUGGAGGAGAAACGGCAGCAGGUAAAAGUAGGUGUAAACCAACAUUUGUGGCUACCAUGUACUGGUCAAGGCAGCCCUCAACCUGCUAUCCACUGGGUCCUCAAUGAUGGCUCCAUGGUACAAUCUAACAGACCUGCCUCAAGGAUAUCAGUGUAUGGAAAUGGAACCCUACACAUCAAGGAUGUGACUCCAAAAGACAGUGGCAAGUUUGAAUGUAUUGCUACCAGCUCUACUGGCUCAGAGAGGAGGGUUGUGACCCUGACAGUAGAGAGGCAAGAGUCUGCACCUCAAAUAGUGGAGACAUCCCAGCGUGUGACAGUGUUGUUCUUUGAGGACCAGCUGAGACUGAACUGUUCAGCUACAGGAGACCCCAAACCCCAAAUCCUAUGGAGACUGCCUUCUAAAGCUAUAGUGGACCAGGAGCACAGGAUGGGCAGUAGAAUUCAGGUCCUGGAUAAUGGUACUCUUAUUGUGACCGCUAUGAGUGAUAAAGAUGCUGGAGACUAUCUCUGUGUGGCGCGAAACAAGAUUGGUGAUGAUCUCCAUCUUAUGAAGGUCAGUGUGUCAAUGAAGGCAGCCAAGAUAGAGCCGAAGCACUAUGGAAAGAAGAAGGUACCCUUCGGUAACGACUUUAAGGUCGACUGUAAAGCAUCAGGAGCACCAAAGCCAGAGAUCUCCUGGGGUCUACCAGACGGUACAGUGGUCAGCAGCGCUCUUCAAUCCGAUGCUAGCAGUGGACAAGGACGAGCACGGCGCUAUACACUUUUUGACAAUGGCACUCUCUACCUAAACCAGGUCAGUAUGUCAGAAGAAGGGGACUACACAUGCUAUGCUGAGAACCAGGUGGGUAAGGAUGAGAUGCAUUUACAUAUAACCGUAGUGACUGCUGCCCCAAGGAUACGUUCAACUGGCCAGACAUAUGCAAGAGUGAAGCCUGGAGGGAACAUCCGCUUUGACUGUGAAGCACUUGGGGAGCCCAAACCCAAAAUCCUGUGGAUGUUGCCCACCAACGAUGUCAUUGCAGCAUCUAAUGAACGCUACCUCAUGCAUGUCAAUGGCUCGCUGGAUAUUAGGGAUGUGAAGCUUAUUGAUGUUGGAGAGUAUAUCUGUAUGGCUCGAAAUCCUGCUGGAGAAAAUAGAAAAGUCUACAAGCUUGAUAUGGAAGGAAAUCCACCAGUCAUUAAUGGCUACCGGCAGAACAGAACAGUAAUCAAAGAUGUCGCUGCCAAAUACUCCAGGAAAUUAAUAGACUGUAACGCUGAUGGGGAUCCUAUGCCUAGUAUCACUUGGAUUAUGCCUGAUAACAUCUUUAUAAAAGCACCAUACUUUGGCAGCAGGAUUAAUGUCCACCAUAAUGGGACAUUAGAGAUUCGUAAUGUGCGGCCAACUGAUACAGCUGAGUUCAUCUGCAUGGCCAGGAAUGAUGGAGGAGAGGCAGUAAUGGUGGUGCAGCUCGAGGUGAGCAGUAUUCUCAGGAGGCCAAUCUUCAAAAACCCUUUUAACGAACGUGUUGUGUCUCGCAUUGGGAAAACCACAGUACUAAACUGUUCUGCUGGUGGGUACCCAAUGCCAGAGAUCAGUUGGACUUUGCCAAAUGGAACGCGGUUGACUAGUGGCCAUCCCCUAGUUAAAAAUGGGACUUUAGUCAUCUACAACCCUAGCAAAGAGAAUGCGGGGAAGUACCGCUGUGGUGCAAAGAAUUUCAUGGGCUACAUAGAGAAACUAAUUAUUUUGGAUGUCGGGCAGCCUUACAUCCUUACAAGACCUAGAGGCGUAAUACGCAGUGCUGCUGGAGAACCUCUUUUCAUUCAUUGUCUUUCUGAUGGGAGUCCAAGACCCCACAUUUACUGGACCAUUCCUGGUGGCCACAUUCUUACUCAGCCUCAAGUCUCUGGGCGCUUCCAGGUACUACAGAAUGGUACUUUGAUUGUUCAGGAUACAACUAUCCACGACCAAGGGAACUACAUCUGCAGGGCUCGGAGCAGUGCUGGGGAGGCUGUGCUCACUGUUCCUGUUAUCAUCAUCGCCUACCCUCCGCGGAUCACAACAGGUCCACCGUCCAGUGUGAGGGGAGUGACCGGGACACCUAUUCAGCUCAACUGUGCCGCCAUUGGGAUCCCCAAACCAGAGAUAAUGUGGGAGUUACCCGAUCAUUCAGUUCUGUCAGCGGCAGACCAGGGUCGGCCCAUGGGUAGUGAACUGCUCCACCCUCAGGGCACACUUAUCAUUCAGAGGCCCAAAGCCUCAGACUCUGGCACAUACAAGUGCCAGGCCAAGAACCACCUGGGUACAGACUCAAAGGUCACAUAUGUGCGAAUAUUGUGAGAAAAAGACAAUUCCAAUGAAGGACUAUGGCACGACCAAGAGUAAACAUCAACAGACACUUGUCCGUGAGGAACGGUGCAACGUUUCACAUGUGGAUUAAAGAUGAUUAAGGCUUCUGGAACAUUGUUUAAAAAAGUGACUAAUUUGGAUCAAAACAAUUAACAGAACAGAAACUAAGCAGAGAUUUUAUAGGGAAAAAAACAUGCUUUUUGUGAAAAGCCAGCCUGGGCAGGGAAGUUGUUAAUUUUGGAUCUGGGGAUCUGGAAAACAAUAGUUGGUUCUCAUUUGGGGUGGUUCUCAUGGGAGCAAAACAGGCAGUGAAUGAGUGGAACUUAAAGUGAUUUCUCUGACCAGGCAUUGCUGGCUGAGCAUGGGAAUACUAUUACAAAACAUACAGAGAGGGAGAAAAAAGUGUGUAAGAAAUUGAUGGAAAGAAAGAAUUAUCCCAAGAGGCUUUUUAUUCCCUUCAGAUAUUGGCCAGAUGUGAUUGUUGUCACGACACACGAUUUGUUGUUUAGCAUCAAAUGAAAAAGACAGGCUGAGUACUGUAUAUGGUAAAGAAUCUUUCAAGAGCUAUUCAUACAAUUGUACAGUGGAAGAAAACAGAUUUGUUGAACAGGAGGCUUGUUUUACACUGGAAACAUAUCUGCAUGGACCUUUAUAACACCUGAUUUCUGUAUUAUACUUUUUGAUGACAGGUUUAAGGCAGAUUUAUUAUGUUUAUUCACAGUGCAGUGUAUUGGUCAAAAACACACUUUCCUAUCAAUGUAUUGUGUUGUACACAAGAAUAUACAGUAAUGUUAUACAUUAUGCUCAUUUGUAAUAAUACAGUAUAUGUA
This is a messenger RNA of Gymnodraco acuticeps, 8736 nucleotides long. RefSeq names its product immunoglobulin superfamily, member 10 (gene igsf10). Gene Ontology annotation, molecular function: protein binding. Lineage: Eukaryota; Metazoa; Chordata; Actinopteri; Perciformes; Bathydraconidae. The record is from RefSeq and is a predicted model, not a curated record. Gene Ontology annotation, cellular component: extracellular region. Bases 212 to 7897 code for a protein of 2561 amino acids. The transcript has 9 exons.